AUUGUACCUUUGUCAAGGUCCCUCGUUUGGAUAUACUGCUUGUCGCUUCGAGUGUGCUGAGCCUGCCUCCAGUACUCACCCUACGUAUCCGAUACUCCUCCAAGCAGUCGACACACCUCAGACAUCAUGGCACCGAUACCAAUCGACCUCCUGGACGAGACGCGAGCACAGCUCAUGCGCCGACAGUCGGUCAACUUCCCCGAAAAGACCAUCAUCGGCCUCAUCGCCGGCAUCGCUACGUUCUUGGUCAUCUUCUUCGCCGCCCUCGGUAUCUGGCUGUACUUCUAUUUCAAGCCAACAAAGGGUUGUGGCCAUGCCGCCGAGCCCUUCGACGACUCGGCAACUCUCAGCGGCGUAACGCUCGCCUCACGGUUUAGCAGCGACUCCAUCAUGAAGGAAAAGGAGAAGCCGGUCGACUUCAUGACCUACCACGAGACCAUGCUUCCGAGUCGAAUGGCGUCAGACGAAACCGUCAUGACCUUGGACCACGCACCUGCGACCCCUGAGCCGACAGUCGAGAGUCCGCACCAUUUCAGACGGUACUCCAUGCGAGAGGCCGUUGCUGUCAGGCUCGAGCCUGUGACGGGAAUGGUUCGCAAGCACGAGGGAUAGAUUCCCGCGUCUUCAAAGCCUUCACACUCACCAACUCUCCUGACCCCUCGACCGGACCUACUGCUGCUCUCCAUCUCCUAGCCGCGGCACCCAAAAUCUUUUCUGUACAUAUUGUUUUGCAUGCGACGUGCGACAUGAUACCUGUUUGACGCAUCAGUCCUGUGACGAUUGAUAUGACUUUUUCUGGCGCGGAGCAUAUGGGCGUUUCUUUUAUGAUCUGAGCGGAUUUGGCUCAUGGGGCAUGAUAUUACGGUUGCAUGAUACCAACGGACAUAGCUUAACGCAGCAUAUAUGAAC
Molecule: messenger RNA, 909 nt
Organism: Pseudovirgaria hyperparasitica
Lineage: Eukaryota; Fungi; Ascomycota; Dothideomycetes; Acrospermales; Acrospermaceae
Exons: 1
Coding region: 127-612 (161 amino acids)
Source: RefSeq, a predicted model, not a curated record